CACUCCUAUUCUUCAGUGAAAAUCCAAUUGGCAGAAACCACAGAAAUUUGAAAUUGAGACUACGAUAUAAAACGAACCCUAACUCCUUCUUCAUCUCUCUAUCUAUCUUCCUCUUCAAGCAACAUUUCCACACUGUUAUCACAGCCAUCCCCACCCGCCUUCCUCCCAUGGACGGGCGACGCGCCUCGCGGGCCUCUGCGGCCGACCCCAAAGUGAGGCGCAUCGGCUUCUUCGCCCCGCAGUCCGAACCCGACCCGACGCCGCCGCCUCCAAACUUCGUCUCGGUUCCUCCGCUGCGUCAUCUCUCCGCUGCCGUGCCCGUCCCCGACACCGGGAUUCGGCGCCAGUUGUCCGGCGACCUCGUGCCAAUUGGAAGCUACAACCCCGCCGAGUCGCUGCUCGGGACCUCGCCGGCGGCGUCUUCGCUCUCUUCAAGCAUAGUUGGCGUCGGCGACAAGGAGUUCUCCGAAGACUCUUCCGCCGCCGGCUGGUACCGUCGCGGCGACUCGGAUUUUACCGGCGUAGGGUUUGACUUGCCGGUAGUGAAGCCUCCUGGAAAUUCGCCGGCGGUGAAUGCGAAAAACGUUGCCGGAGAAAAGAGGGAAGAGUCUGGCAAAGAAGUACACCCUGAUCUGCCAUCAAUUUCAAAGCCACUGAAAGAAAAAAAUACAAAGGGUGAGAGACGAGCAUUGCAGGAGGCACAAAGAGCUGCAAAAGCUGCUUCUAAAGCUGAUGGAAACACAACAGUUGCUGAAACUAGGAGGGCAGCCCCCAGUAAAAGAAUGUGGCAGUCUUCACAAAAGAAAGAUGGUCCUCUUGUUAUGUCACCAGUGGCUACUGACAAGAAAUCAGGAGAUCGUCCUUUGGAGAAAGAGAGGAAAAAAGAUGCUCCUCCUCCACGAAUGCAAUUUGAUGAUAAAAACAGAGUGGAAAAGGCCAAAAGGCGUGCUGUAGUUGAUCAGAAUGAAGCUAGAAACAGAGUUGAAUUAUUUCGCCAUUUGCCUCAAUAUGAAUGUUGGACUCAGCUUCCUAAACUUGAAUCAAAGUUUUUCCAACUGGAUUCAGUGCAUCCUGCUGUGUUCAAGGUUGGAAUGCGUUAUUUGGCAGGAGAUAUAUCUGGGAGUAAUGCCCGAUGUAUUGAAAUGCUUAGAGCAUUUCAGGAAGCCAUUAUAGACUACUCCACACCGCCUGGGAAAGUCCUUGUCAGGGAUUUAACUGCAAAAAUCAGUAGUUAUGUUUCAUUUUUUAGUGAAUGCAGACCACUUUCUAUUAGCAUGGGAAAUGCAAUUAGGUUUGUAAAGAGUUGUGUUGCCAAGUUGCCUUUAAGUCAUACUGAAUCUGAAGCAAAAGCAGCUCUUUGUUCAGAUAUUAAUCAAUUCAUCAACGAAAAAAUAAUUCUUGCUGAUAAGGUGAUUGUUGGACAUGCUGCUUCGAAAGUUAGGGAUGGAGACGUUCUUCUUACAUAUGGAUCAUCAUGUGUUGUUGAGAUGAUUCUUUUAUAUGCCCAUGAUCUUGGGAAACAGUUCCGUGUUGUGGUGGUAGACUCACGACCAAAGUUUGAAAGCCGGGCCUUACUUCGUAGACUGGUGGCUAGGGGCCUGAGUUGUACAUAUACCCAUAUAAAUGCUGUUUCUUAUGUCAUGCAUGAGGUCACACGAGUUUUUCUUGGAGCAUCUUCCAUUCUGUGUAAUGGAACUGCAUAUGCAAAGGUUGGGACUGCAUGUGUUGCAAUGGUAGCUCAUACAUUUCGUGUUCCUGUAUUGAUCUGUUGUGAAGCUUAUAAGUUUCAUGAAAGGGUGCAACUUGAUUCAAUAUGUUCUAAUGAACUAGGUGACCCAGAUGCUGUUGCCGUGGUUCCUGGAAGAAUGGAUGUCAAUUAUCUGGACAAUUGGACUAAUCAAGACAAUUUGCAGCUUCUGAAUUUGUUCUAUGAUGCUACUCCUUCAGAUUAUGUAUCGGCCAUUGUUACAGACCAUGGAAUGAUCCCUCCUACAAGUGUGGCCGUAAUUGUGCGCGAGUAUGGACGAGAGCACUUGAUCUAGAGAUGCAGAGAAGUCAGCAAGUGGUUUUAACAGCCCACAACCGAUUUUGAUAAAUGGAAUUUUACUGUAUAGUUUUAUCCCUCAACGAUUAUGGAGAUGCAUGUUCUUUCAAUUGUUCCAUUUUUUUAAUACUCGAUAGUCUUCUGUAACACUUUGUUUGGAUACAAGUUACAAUUAGGAAGUAAAGAAAUAGAGAUGAAAGAAAUAGAAAUGAAUUUUGAAUGGAAAUGUGUGCUGUUUUGAUU
Molecule: messenger RNA, 2287 nt
Organism: Glycine soja
Lineage: Eukaryota; Viridiplantae; Streptophyta; Magnoliopsida; Fabales; Fabaceae
Product: translation initiation factor eIF-2B subunit delta-like
Exons: 7
Coding region: 168-2042 (624 amino acids)
Source: RefSeq, a predicted model, not a curated record